Salvia splendens (bonfire salvia) is the source of this 303-nucleotide messenger RNA. RefSeq lists its product as uncharacterized. Gene Ontology annotation, biological process: regulation of DNA-templated transcription. Bases 1 to 303 code for a protein of 100 amino acids. The record is from RefSeq and is a predicted model, not a curated record. The transcript has a single exon. Lineage: Eukaryota; Viridiplantae; Streptophyta; Magnoliopsida; Lamiales; Lamiaceae.
AUGGCCUCAAAGCCCACGCGGAGGCUGACGAGACAAUAUUCUGCCAAAUCAAGCCGGAGAUUGCGCAAACCUCAAGAGAGCUGCCACCGCAGAGCCGGCCAACCGGGCGGUGCCUCCUCCGUUUCCGACAAGCUGGAGGCCUUAAAGAGCCUCAUACCUACCGAUACCGAUGAGAUCAAGCCCGACCAACUUUAUGAAGAAACAGCCAACUACAUUGUGCUUCUCAAAACUCAGGUUUUUGUUUUGCAGAAAUUGAUUGAUUUUUCCGGAUCUCAGUCGCAUUCAAACCCAAAUGCUGUAUAG